Arachis duranensis is the source of this 1734-nucleotide messenger RNA. RefSeq names its product negative regulator of systemic acquired resistance SNI1. Gene Ontology annotation, biological process: DNA damage response; negative regulation of systemic acquired resistance; negative regulation of DNA-templated transcription. Gene Ontology annotation, molecular function: transcription cis-regulatory region binding. Bases 163 to 1569 code for a protein of 468 amino acids. The record is from RefSeq and is a predicted model, not a curated record. Gene Ontology annotation, cellular component: Smc5-Smc6 complex; nucleus. The transcript is spliced from 16 exons. Lineage: Eukaryota; Viridiplantae; Streptophyta; Magnoliopsida; Fabales; Fabaceae.
UAGAAUUCUAGUGAAGUGAAGUUUUUUGUUUAGUUUGCCAAUUUUGGCGGGAAGAUACACAAACCCUUGAUUUCUAAAUUUUAUUUAAUGCUAUUGAAAUUUUGAAAUUGACACAGAAAAAUUCGAUAGUUUUGUUGUUUUUUGGCCAGAGAGGAAAAGAAAAUGGAGAACCCUAGCAACAUGAGCAGUGGAAGAUUGAACAGAGGCGGUGAGGGAGGGAUAGGAAUGGAAGAUAGCAUGUUGGCCAUGCUUGAUGCCUCCGAAGCUCAUGAUGCCUUCGAUGAUCGGAUUGCUUUUCUGGAUGCUGUGCGUGCUUCUUCAAUUAUUCAAAAACACCGAAAGCUUCCCACUGGAAAAAUCUUUAGGGCAAUCUUCCGUAUGCUGAGGACUGGGAAGUCUUUAGAGGUGAUAAUGGCGAGUUAUAAGCUGCUGCUUGAUUUAGACAAGCACUUCCCUCGUGUGUAUUCAACCGGCAAUGAUAAUUCGAAAUCAUCUGCUAAUUCUCCAUCAAAAUUGGUUGUCGCUGAAAAGGCAUGGUCUCCCCUUCUUGUGUUCCAGGAUAAUGCCAAUUCUGUUGGUGAAGAAAGUAAAAAACAGCCUGAUCAACCUCUUGAACCCUCUAGCUUUCAUGAUCUGAUUGAAGAGCUUGCCGAACUUUCAUCUGAGACUGAAUUUCAAGCAUCAAACAUGAAGGCAUUGCAGAACAUGUUACUCUUUCAAUAUCUUGUCGUUGUUCUUGAAGGCGAUUUUCUACCACGUAACGCAACCAUGAACUGGAACAUGCAGAGGGAGUCUAUGCUCAAUAUUUUACUGGGAUCUAGGAAAAUAAACUACAAAAGCAUGAUGCAGGACUGCUUAAUAGUUUUUUGUCAACUAUCUCAACUUCAAAAUGAACUCAGUAACCAUCUAGAGAUUCAAAAGAGUACUGAAUCUCAGUUAUCCAAACACUUUCAUACUGCACUAUCUUUUGCUUUACAUGAAGUAGUGAAGAACACCUGUGUCUCUAUGGAUAAGUUUUUUGUUAUGAUUAUGGACCUUGAUAUAUCAAGGAAGAAAGCAGAUCUUGAAGGCCACACAACAAGAGCAGAUGGUCUGAGAAAACCUUUGAUGGACAUACUUUUAGAUCAACUAGCUUACAGCAUAGAUACCGUCCCCGUAUUUCUUAAGACCUUCAGUGAACCAAAAUGGAAACUGGAAAUAGUUGUGCAGUACCUGUGGAAAUACAUGACUAAGCCUUCUGCUCGCACUCGAAAGUCAAAUGGCUCUCCUGAGGAUGCCACAUUUGAAGUGGCUUUGAAAUGCAUCUCAAAUAAAACUGGCACUAAAAGCAUUACUAAAAAAAUUGGUCCAGAUGUAAUGCAGUUCCUUUUGGCUUUUGGUUUUCAGGCGCGAUUAUCAAUACUGUCAGAAGGAAAUGCAGAAGGAGGAGUCAAUGCUCUUGCAGACUUGUGUCAGAUGUUUAUCUCUGCUUUUGAAAGUUUGAGAAGCACAAAUGAAUCUAUGGAGAUUUUCUCGAUUGGGAAAGAAGCACUAUUUACUGCGGCAACUAUUAUCUCCAUGAAAUCAUAGGAUGGAAAUAACUGUCGACUUUAUCAAAUUAUUCUGUCCUACAAUCAAUUGCAAGAAUGUCUGCACAUGAAACUACACCAGGACAUUUUCUCUCCACUGCUUCCUUAGCCUUCAUCACGGUCUCAAAACCUUCCACUCUCAAUUCUCUAGUAACCUCUGCAUCUU